Messenger RNA from Sphaeroforma arctica JP610, 1364 nucleotides. Its product is annotated as zinc-binding alcohol dehydrogenase. Gene Ontology annotation, molecular function: oxidoreductase activity, acting on the CH-CH group of donors, NAD or NADP as acceptor. The record is from RefSeq and is a predicted model, not a curated record. The coding region runs from base 189 to 1319 and encodes 376 amino acids. Lineage: Eukaryota; Ichthyosporea; Ichthyophonida. The transcript has 11 exons.
UCAUAUAUAAAAUAAACAAUCACAGGACGGAUAUAUUUUGUCUGUUUUAUUAUAUUCGGUGGGUAUAUUUCUGUGUGUAUGCAGUACAAUUCAGGUACACGUUAACGUAUACUAUAUAUAUAUCAGUUGUAUAUGCAUAUAUCAGUGUACAAUUCGGACAUUCCAUACGUAUACACAACGAAGCCAAGAUGUUAUCCGCCUCGAAAAUGUUAACCCGAUCUACCGCCGCCGGUGGAUCUCUGCGUUCUGCUACUGCCGCUGUCUGCAUCGCAAGUCAGCGAUGGGCUUCGAACAUGCAGUGCAGGCUAGCUGCCCGCCCCAUCGGGCUACCCAAGGAUAGUGAUUGGAAGUUCACUGAGGAGCCCAUUCCCGAAGCGAAAACCGAUGGAGAUGUGGUGGUGAAGACUCUCGCACUCUCUAUUGAUCCUGCGAUGAGAGGAUGGAUGAACGAUGCCAGAUCAUAUCUACCACCUGUCCAAAUCGAUGAGGUAAUGCGUGCUGGAGGCGUAGGCAAAGUCGUCUCGAGCAAGAACCCAAAAUUCACCGUGGGUAGCCAUGUAUCAGGCUCCUGGGGUGUUCAGGAAUACGCAUACAUGCCCAAGGAAAUUCAGUCUACCAUAGGAUUGACGAAUAUUGAUAUGAAACUCGGUAACGUAUCUCAAUGGCUAAAUCCACUGGGUAUGCCGGGGAUGACCGCCUACUUUGGUCUUUUGGAUGUGUGCGGCCCAGUUAAGGCAGGGGAGACGAUAGUUGUGUCGGCUGCUUCAGGUGCUGUGGGUCAAACUGUCGGACAGGUCGCCAAGGCACGUGGGCUCCGAGUAGUUGGUAUCGCAGGCGGGGCUGAGAAGUGUGCAUUCGCUGUGAACGAGCUAGGCUUUGACGCGUGCAUCGAUUACAAGUCAGGGCCCAAGGCGGUGAGCAAAGGACUUUCGGAACACUGCCCCAAAGGCGUAGAUAUUUUCUUCGAUAACGUUGGUGGCGAGAUACUUGACACGGUGAUGACCAGGUUGCGUCGCAAUGCUCGAAUUGCUAUCUGCGGUGCUAUUUCACAGUACAACAACACCACUGCAGUCGAGGGACCCGCAAACUACCUUAGUCUACUGGUAAAUCGCGCCAAGAUGCAGGGCUUCAUUGUCUUCGACUAUGCCCCCAGGUACAUGGAGGGUAUUCAAGAAAUCUCACAAUUGAUAAAGGAAGGCAAAUUUAUCAGCAAGGAGCACGUGGAGUCUGGAGGUGUAAAGGCUUUCCCCGCCGUACUGAACAAACUUUUCGCCGGUGAGAACUUUGGCAAGCUGGUUCUUAAAAUCGCGGACGAAUAGGUUUUCUUCAUUGAUAUAAUAAAAAUACUAAAAAUCGUACAAACU